Messenger RNA from Elaeis guineensis (African oil palm), 1551 nucleotides. RefSeq names its product basic helix-loop-helix protein 79. The record is from RefSeq and is a predicted model, not a curated record. Gene Ontology annotation, molecular function: protein dimerization activity; DNA-binding transcription factor activity. NCBI's taxonomy places the organism in Eukaryota, Viridiplantae, Streptophyta, Magnoliopsida, Arecales, Arecaceae. Gene Ontology annotation, cellular component: nucleus. Gene Ontology annotation, biological process: regulation of DNA-templated transcription.
GUAUAAAGACAGUGCUCAUCAUUCCUUCUUCCUGGGCCUACACAAAUUCAAAAAGAAAACCAAAAAAUAAUAAGAGUCAGGAAGUAUUUUUAUUUUUUUAAUUCUUUUGCUUAUAUAUAGUUCAGUAGCUGCGAGAUAGUACGGUGCCUCCAAGCUCCUCCUUCCUUCCGAUCUCUUUGUCCUGGAUCAAGAAAGAGCUGGUCUCUUCUACCAAAAAAAAAAAACAAAGAGCUGGUCUCAAUUGGCAACAGCAACAUCAACAACUGAUUCACAACAUGGACGACUAUGUAUGCAACGCUGGAGAUCUUGUUCCUCUCCCCACCUCAAUGCAAUCUCUCAACAACUCUAAUGAUCACGACACAAGUGGCACUGCUAGCUACAUUCAUGACCAAAUUGGCAUUCAUGAUACCAGGCCUCCAAUUAUCAGCUCAAUUGCCAAUGAUGCAGGGAAGGAAACAAGUACCAAGAAUUCGAGGAAGAGAAAGGUCGAGAAUAUCUCCAACCAAAAGGUGGGGUGUGGCAACACCACAAAGGAUGGAACGAAAGAUAAGAGAAUGAAAGAAGGAACAGAAAGAGGAGGAGCAACAGAAGAAAGCCAAAAAGCCAACAGUAAAAAGGAAGCCUCCGGAGACGCCUCAAAGAGGAGCAUGAAGCCAGCAAAGUCUGAGUGCAUCCAUGUUAGAGCACGUCGAGGCCAGGCCACAGAUAGUCAUAGCUUGGCCGAGAGAGUGAGGAGGGAAAGGAUUAGUGAGAGGAUGAAGUAUUUGCAGGACUUGGUGCCCGGGUGCAAUAAGAUCACUGGAAAAGCCGGCAUGCUCGAUGAGAUCAUCAACUAUGUUCAAUCUCUCCAGAGGCAAGUUGAGUUCUUAUCCAUGAAGCUCGCUGCAGUGAAUCCGAGGCUGGACUUCCACAUUGAUAACUUCUUCGAUAGAGAGAUAGACCUAGCUUGCAAUCCUGGUGUGAUGCCAAUGUUUGAUAUGCCAUCUAAGCAAUGGAACCCGUAUAUUCAGUUCAACUCCUUGCAUCCAACAACUGCUUGUUGUGGAUUUGACGUGGAUAUGUGCUCCUCAGAUCGAAUUCUCGGCCGAACCAUGAGUAUGAGUAUGCCUGCAUUACUGCCUGACACAAUCUUGGAUUCGAGUCUCAAUGUUCAUAGAUCUUCAUCAUAUCCUUCUUCUUGGGAUAUUGCUGGCUUGCAUAACAUCUAUGGUGUGGAAUUUUAUCAAGGGAGAAGGCCUGACUUACCUUUUCAAUCAUUGCAAGGUGAUAACUUCCCAUAACAACGCCAAGACAGAGAUGUGAGCAUAUAUUAUAUUAAAAUUCCUUGGAGGUUAUGUGUCCCGAUUCCAAGCGAGAAGAAUCUUUUUUACUAAGGACAUAUGUUAUUCAACCCCCGAAAAAAGGACGUUUGUAUUUAUACUGUGUGGCAGUAAGAAGAGCAAUGUGUACCAUAUUGGUAGUACGUACAUUAUGUGUGACAAACGAUCGCAAAUUGAGUCAAUCAAGUAUGACUUUUGCGUGUGAAAUAAACUUUCAAAGUGAUGUUUAUAA